UAGAUUGCGUCGGGUCCUGAAGCCUCCUCCUAGAUCAAGGGAAGUUCUGUCGAUCAGCUGAUUUCCUCAGUUACGCACAAUACGCACCUUUCUACCAAGUGACGAUUGUUGGGAUUGCUCACUCUCAUCGGAGACCAACAAGCUAUUACAGAGACUGAUAUUUUCCAGGUGUGCUGAGCAGGCCCACCGUACGCCACCAUGGGGGAGCUGUUCAGAAGCGAGGAGAUGACCCUGGCUCAGCUCUUCCUUCAGUCCGAGGCUGCCUACUGCUGCGUCAGCGAGCUGGGAGAGAUCGGAUUGGUGCAGUUUCGUGAUUUGAAUCCAGACGUGAACGUGUUCCAACGCAAGUUUGUGAAUGAAGUGCGUCGAUGCGAGGAGAUGGAUCGCAAGCUGAGGUUUGUGGAGAAAGAGAUCAAGAAAGCCAACCUCCCCAUCGUGGACACGGGAGAGAACCCCGAGGUUCCUUUCCCCCGAGACAUGAUAGACCUGGAGGCCACCUUCGAAAAGCUGGAGAACGAACUGAAAGAGAUCAACACCAACCAGGAAGCCCUUAAAAAGAACUUCCUGGAGCUGACGGAGCUGAAACACAUCCUGCGGCGUACCCAGCAGUUCUUUGAUGAGAUGGAGGACCCCAAUCUGCUGGAGGAGUCGUCGACCCUGCUGGAGCCCAACGAGGCAGGCAGGGCCGCACCCCUGAGACUGGGGUUUGUUGCCGGGGUGAUCAGCAGGGAGCGCAUCCCCACCUUCGAGAGGAUGCUGUGGAGAGUUUGCCGUGGCAACGUGUUCCUGAAGCAGGCGGAUAUUGAAGAGCCCCUGGAGGACCCAGCCUCUGGUGACCAGGUCUACAAGUCUGUGUUCAUCAUAUUCUUCCAGGGAGACCAGUUAAAGAUUCGCGUCAGGAAGAUCUGUGAGGGAUUCCGCGCGUCCCUGUACCCGUGUCCAGAGACUCCUCAGGAGAGGAAGGAGAUGGCCGCCGGGGUCAACACCCGCAUUGAUGACCUCCAGAUGGUGCUGAACCAGACCGAGGACCACAGGCAGAGAGUCCUGCAGGCCGCCGCCAAGACGGUGCGGGUGUGGUUCAAGGUGAGGAAGAUGAAGGCCAUCUACCACACCCUCAACCUGUGCAACAUCGACGUCACCCAGAAGUGCCUGAUCGCAGAGGUCUGGGGCCCCGUGUCCGACCUUGACUCCAUCCAGUUCGCCCUGCGUAGGGGCACGGAGAAGAGCGGUUCGUCUGUCCCCUCCAUCCUCACAGGAUGCAGACCAAGCAGACUCCGCCCACAUUUCAACAAGACCAACAAGUUCACCUCCGGCUUCCAGAACAUUGUGGAUGCGUACGGCAGCAACUACCGCGAGAUCAACCCAGCUCCAUACACCAUCAUCACCUUCCCCUUCCUGUUCGCCGUCAUGUUCGGCGACAUGGGCCACGGCGCGCUCAUGACCUGCGCAGCCCUCUACCUGGUCCUGAGAGAGAGCAGGCUGCUGGCGCAGAAGAACGACAACGAGAUGUUCAGCAUGGUGUUUGCAGGGCGCUACAUCAUCCUGCUGAUGGGCAUCUUCUCCAUCUACACGGGCAUCAUCUACAACGACUGCUUCUCCAAGUCCCUCAACCUGUUUGGCUCGGGCUGGAGUGUCCGGCCCAUGUUCGACUCCAAAGUAGGAGGCAACUGGACUUUUACAGAUGUUGAGAAUAACCGAGUUUUGCAGUUGGAUCCAGCUAUAAGCGGAGUAUUCAAAGGACCAUACCCGAUUGGCAUCGACCCAAUCUGGAAUAUCGCCGUCAACAAGCUGACGUUUCUCAACUCCUUCAAGAUGAAGAUGUCCAUCAUCCUCGGUGUCAUCCACAUGCUGUUCGGAGUCUCCCUCAGCCUGUUCAACCACCUUUACUUCAAGAAGCCCCUCAACAUCUACCUGGGCUUCAUCCCAGAGAUUGUGUUCAUGGCCAGCCUCUUCGGCUACCUGGCCCUGCUGGUCUUCUACAAGUGGCUGGCGUACGACGCCCGCACCUCCAGAGCCGCACCCAGCCUGCUCAUCGCCUUCAUCAACAUGUUCCUCUUCAACUACAGCGACCCCACCAACCAGCCCCUCUACAGGGGACAGAUGGGAUUGCAGUGUUUGCUGGUGGUGGUGGCGCUGGCUUGCGUUCCCUGUAUGUUGAUCGUGAAAACCCUGGUCCUACGCCGACAGCACGUCUGGAAGCAGAAUCUGGGCACUCAGAGCUUUGGAGGGAUCCGGGUGGGGAACGGACCCACGGAGGACGAGGCUGAGAUCAUCCAACACGACCAGCUGUCCCAGCACUCUGAGGAGGAGCCUGAGGCUACCGAGGAGGAAGUGUUUAACUUUGGGGACAUGGCAGUGCACCAGGCUAUCCACACCAUAGAGUACUGUCUGGGCUGCAUCUCCAACACAGCCUCCUACCUACGACUGUGGGCCCUCAGCCUGGCACACGCACAGUUGUCGGAGGUGCUGUGGACCAUGGUGAUGCACAUCGGCCUGUCAUCUCGAAGCUUCGCCGGCUUCCUGUUGCUGAGCGUCAUCUUCAGCGCCUUCGCCGUCCUCACGGUGUGCAUCCUGCUCAUCAUGGAGGGCCUGUCGGCCUUCCUGCACGCGCUCAGACUGCACUGGGUGGAAUUCCAGAACAAGUUCUACACUGGGCAGGGCUUCAAGUUCCUUCCGUUCACCUUUGAAUGCAUUCUGGAUGGGAAGUUGGAAGAUUGAAGAGGACAUUCCUCACGCCUCCUCCUCUCUCACGCCUCACUGUGCUCAUCUUCACCGGGGUGUUCAGUAGUGAUUCUGAUGGCAGGUACACUUCACCCCCUGGUUGUUGCUUCAGGAACGAUGAUAUUGAAUGACACUCCCUAAAUCACCAAACUGUCAAAAACUGACAAAGAUUUCGAGACAGAUCAAUCUGUUAUAUUUAUCCGUCAUCCCGUCUGUUAAACCAAGCUACAUAUUAAACAUGUUUCAAGCUCAGUGCUUUAGUUUCUCUACCAGAUAACCCAUGACCUAAUUGUAAUUUGGGAUUGGUCUCGAUUAUAUGAUCAAUUAUUUAUUCUCUGAAGGUCUCGUGGAAACAUGCCCAUGUGAAGUCUUGUGUUUAUCUGUCUACUGAGGAUUGUAAAUGAUUUUGGUUCAAUAGUUCUGUUCUGCAGAUAUGUGUUGAUUGAUUCAGACAGGGUUCUGUCAGAGGUGAAGGAUGACUGUCAUCUGACUCGCUCUGAGUUGCACCCGAGCUCCACCCAUCGCCUCACCACCUUUAGGAAACUCAUACAGCUCUAGCGUGUGUUCCAUUGUUAAGUCAGUCCCGCAUCCACCCUCUUUAUAGCUGCUCAGUGAGAAUACACACACACACACACACAAUCUCAGGUUGCACACACAUAGCUCUACUGUGAGGGUCUAAAGGGAAUAACGCAGGACUACUUAUGUGGAUGAUCAUAGCAUUGUCCUCAAUAUGCAGAUGGGUUGAUGUACUGUGUGUGUGUGUGUGUUGACUGUUCCGUUUCAGACAUAUCUGAAUGCAGUGGACUGAGGGGAAUCUGUUUUGUGUAGUCUCGUUAGCCAGAGAUUAUUUAACUGGUCUAAAAUAAAGCCAGACUUUCAGUGAUAAUCCAUGACAAGUCGAGUAUCUGUCAUUGUGUGUAUAAUUGUCAUUCUUGUUGUUGUGCUUGUUUUUCCAGAUGUGUUAACGUAUUAAUUUUCUGUGAAUGUUUACAAUCUGACUGGGGAACUUAGAGGGCGGUAGUGAGGACAGAAGGAUUUUGACAGACAUCCGAACAUUAAUUGUUGUAAGAUCUAUACCGAAUAGGACGGGAGUAGCAUUAAGUAUCUGUGUAUAUGUUUGUCAAUAAAGACAAAGAAAGGGC
Osmerus eperlanus (European smelt) is the source of this 3863-nucleotide messenger RNA. RefSeq names its product ATPase H+ transporting V0 subunit a1a (gene atp6v0a1a). The record is from RefSeq and is a predicted model, not a curated record. Gene Ontology annotation, molecular function: ATPase binding; proton-transporting ATPase activity, rotational mechanism. Gene Ontology annotation, cellular component: vacuolar proton-transporting V-type ATPase complex; plasma membrane; vacuolar proton-transporting V-type ATPase, V0 domain. Gene Ontology annotation, biological process: proton transmembrane transport; vacuolar acidification. Lineage: Eukaryota; Metazoa; Chordata; Actinopteri; Osmeriformes; Osmeridae.